AUGCUUCUUACAGGUACUCUUGUUUCUGAUCUGUCUGCUUAUGCUCAAAAAGAUUAUCGUCGUUUCCUCUCUGCUCAUUUACAAUUUCUUACUGAUUUAUGCCAACUUUCCAAGGAUACGAUAAAUAUUUCUAUUCAACGAUUCCUUUCAUCAUUAUUGCUUACAACUGAACUUUUAUCAGAAACAAAUUUUCGUAAACUCAUAAAUGCGACUAUCAAACAGAAUCAAUUAAGUGCCGCAAAAACAUUUAUUCGUCUACUUUCCUUAAUACGAAGUAUUAACGAUGGAAAUGCCAUUAUAUCAACCUAUGGAACAAAUUUCGAGUAUAUUUUCCCUUGGGAAGAUUUGAGUGAGACAUAUGCGCCUACUAGAGCCUUAAUUUAUGAUAACGAAUGUUCAUGUGGAUUAUCUUCAAACUGUACAACUCAAGCAAAUUUCAUUGAAACAAAUUCUUCAAAAAUCAAUCUAAUCAAAGGUUUAAAAAUGGGCUGUAAACCAAUUUAUUCAACUACUACAACUACUACUACUACUACUGUGUACGUAUCAACUAAUAUAACAACCAGCAUUAUGUUUAAUUCAACGACAAAUACGAAAUCAACAACAAGAACUACACAAAAUCCGACUUGCUUGUUAAACUAUCAACGAGUGCCAGUGAAAAGACCGCCUGCUCCUUUAGCUAAUGCAGGAACAUACGCGAUUGCGGACUUCAACGGUGAUGGUUGGGUCGAUGUAGUUUUUUCUGCAGAUUAUUAUUUAUAUGUGCUACUUGGAAUUGGUAUUGGGAUUUUUGAACAAUAUACACGUUUAGAUAUGUUUUUUGGUGAUGUGAGCAGUAUACUUGUUGAUCAUUUUGAUAACGAUAAUACACUCGACCUCGUCGUUACUAGCUAUACACUAAAAACGGCAGAUAUUCUACUUGGUUAUGGCAAUGGACGUUUUAGAAAGACAGCUACAUUCAACACUAGCGCUCGAUAUUAUUCAUUGAAAACAACAGCUGUAGCUGACUUUGACGGUGAUACAUAUUUAGAUAUUGCUGUUACAAAUGCUCUUGACAACACUGUUAGUGUCUUGUUCGGAGAGGGCAACGGAUAUUUUUCAAAUCCAAUAAAAUUUUACACUGGAGUUCAUAGUAAUAUAGGAGAAGUUGCUGUCGCUGACUUAAAUUGUGAUGGUCAUCAGGAUAUCGCUGUCGUUAAUGUAUUCGGUCGAAAUAUUGGUAUAUUUCUUAAUUAUGGCAAUGGCACUUUUCAAGCACAAAAGACAUCUUUCACUGGCGGUCGUUACGAUCCAUAUCGUUUCGUUAUCGCUGAUUUUAAUAGCGACCUUUUUCCAGAUAUCGUUGUCACCUACCGUGAUCAAAAUUUCAUUAAAGUGAUUUUUGGAUAUGGUAAUGCAACUGUGGGUAACAGCAAGAUAUUUCAAUUAGCAAAUUAUACGCUAGAAACCAAGUUAUUUGUCCGUGAUUUCAAUAACGAUCAUUAUCUAGACAUCGGUUUUAACAAUAAUCGCGGCAGUCUGAUAGCUUUAAUUGGAGAUGGGCACGGGAAUUUUGAAAAGCAAACAUUAUUUACGAUGGGACCGAAUUUACCACUAAAAGUGAUCGCUCUUCUUGACUUUAAUAAUGACGGUUAUCAAGAUAUGUUCUGUGUUGAAGGUCGUACUACUAUUGAGACAAUUUUUAUGAGCACAUGUGCAUGA
This is a messenger RNA of Adineta steineri, 1698 nucleotides long. The record is from the annotation of a GenBank genome assembly. Lineage: Eukaryota; Metazoa; Rotifera; Eurotatoria; Adinetida; Adinetidae.